AUGUCUUCUAGUGAGGAUGAUAGCGAAGAAGACACAUGCGAUGAUCCUCAAUUAAAAUCAUUUCAUAACUACUUGAGGCAGGCUCAAAAAAUUCUGUGCGUGGUUGGAUCAGGAUUAUCUCAGGAUUCUGGAAUUCCUACAUAUCGGCUGCAAAAUGGGUCGUGGAAAGGAUACACAUCACUCGAUUUAGCUACGCCUGAAGCUUUUCAAUCAAAUCCAGGGCUUGUUUGGCUUUUCUACUCAAACAGGAGGUAUAUUGCUAUGAAAGCAAGGCCGAAUGAUGGUCAUUAUGCAUUGGCUAGUCUUUCAAAGAAGUGUAAAGAUUGCAGAAAGGAAGUUCUCAUAGUAACACAGAAUGUGGAUGGUUUACACCAGAAGGCAGGCCAAUUGGAGGAAGAUCUCUGCGAGCUUCAUGGCAGUCUCUUCGAUCUGCAAUGUACGUCUUUUUUCUGCACUUACAGGGGUAAAAAUACUAAAUCUCUUUUCUUGACGUCUUCCUUGAGGGAGCAUACCCCUCGAGAUGUUGGUGUGAAAAGACGAUAUCGAGAUCAAUUGUUUCCUAGCAAGAAAAAAUCAAAGAAAAGCUCAUUACCCCUAAGCAAUAUUGAGAGAGAAAAUGACAAAGAAUCUGGGAUGAGCUCCUCCGAUUUUGAUCCUUUACCUCACAUCACUAAAGAAGAUCUCCCGCAGUGUCCACAGUGCAAGGAAGGCUUGCUGCGACCUGGUGUUGUCUGGUUUGGUGAACCUCUACCUUUAUCACAAAUGGAUAAAGUUGACAAGUUUUUUGUUAAGGAAACAAAUGACCCAAACAAUUCCUUUCCAUUAGCUGAAAAAAUUGAUUUAGUUUUGGUGAUAGGCACAAGUGGCAAAGUAUGGCCUGCAAUGGGAUACGUCGAAAGAUGUAGACAAGAUGGUGGGAAAGUCGCCAUUUUCAAUACCAAAAUAGAUGAUAUAAAAGCUGUCAGAAAGGACAAGAAUGUUUGGGGCUUCCAAGGUGAAGCCUCAUACUGGCUUCCCAAAGCGUUACAACCUAUAAUUGGUCGCAACAUUCAUCCGAGAAAUCAGCAACAGAGGUAG
Zygotorulaspora mrakii is the source of this 1077-nucleotide messenger RNA. RefSeq lists its product as uncharacterized. The transcript has a single exon. The coding region runs from base 1 to 1077 and encodes 358 amino acids. The record is from RefSeq and is a predicted model, not a curated record. NCBI's taxonomy places the organism in Eukaryota, Fungi, Ascomycota, Saccharomycetes, Saccharomycetales, Saccharomycetaceae. Gene Ontology annotation, molecular function: NAD+ binding.